Messenger RNA from Homalodisca vitripennis (glassy-winged sharpshooter), 3930 nucleotides. Its product is annotated as polycomb group protein Psc-like. Gene Ontology annotation, molecular function: promoter-specific chromatin binding. Gene Ontology annotation, biological process: negative regulation of transcription by RNA polymerase II. Gene Ontology annotation, cellular component: PRC1 complex. Lineage: Eukaryota; Metazoa; Arthropoda; Insecta; Hemiptera; Cicadellidae. The record is from RefSeq and is a predicted model, not a curated record. The coding region runs from base 314 to 3283 and encodes 989 amino acids. The transcript is spliced from 7 exons.
AACAUAUUAGUAGUUUCGUUUUCAUUUACAAAAUGUUGUUGUUGAGAUAGUCAAAAGUGUCCUUCACAAGUAAAUAUCUGGGUUAUUUUGUGUUCAGUUGAUUUUUGAAAUAAUUGUAGUUCAUAGAGCAUAAUAUUACAUACAAGCUUUAUCUCGUAAAUAUGGUGUAUUGGGCUUACAGGGAAUACUAUUUACUUUUAGAAUACAUCAGAACAGUGAAAUAAACUUUUGAAUCACCUUUAUCUGUUUGACACACAAUUAAAGUGUUACAUAGGGUAUACUUUCUCCGUUGUGACAGGCCAUACCAUGAAUAAUGAUGGCGUCGCAACCAAAACCUGUGAAAGUAACCGAUGUUAACCCACAUUUAUUAUGUGUUCUAUGUGGAGGAUACUAUGUCGAUGCUACCACAAUCAUUGAAUGUCUACAUUCAUUUUGUAAAAGUUGCAUUGUAAGGUACUUGGAAACAAACAAAUACUGUCCAAUUUGUGAUGUUCAAGUACACAAAACAAAGCCACUGCUGAAUAUUCGAUCAGAUCGAACCCUUCAAGCAAUUGUGUACAAGUUGGUGCCUGGUCUGUUCCAAAGGGAACUGAACUGCAGAAAAGAAUUUUACAAGAAGCAAUCCGGUUUAAACCCCAACGAUGGAGGAGAGAUAGGACAGCCUUCAGAUGACAGUCCCAUUUAUUCUGCGGACGAAUCAAUUCUUAUUGGGGUUCAAUAUUUAAAUCCUAACACCUCAGAUAUGAAGGUGCGUAAUAAACGCUACUUGAGAUGUCCUGCAGCACUGACAAUUUACCACCUGCAGAAACUGAUGAGAGCAAAGUUCAACCUGAGUGACACUCAGAAGGUUGAAUUCUCUUAUGGACUUGGCUUACAUGUACCAUUGUUGAAUUCUCUUAUGGACUUGGCUUACAUGUACCAUUGUAUGUUGUGUCCGUUGUUGCAGGUGCGUAAUAAACGCUACUUGAGAUGUCCUGCAGCACUGACAAUUUACCACCUGCAGAAACUGAUGAGAGCAAAGUUCAACCUCAGUGACUCUCAGAAGGUUGAAUUCUUACAUGAUGGUGACUUAUUGCCAGACUACUUGUCCCUCAUGGACUUGGCUUACAUGUACCAUUGGAAAAGAAAACGUAUUGUGGAACUGGAAUACCGGUUGCUUGAGUGUCAACAGAAGAAAAUCAAACUUUUCCAUGAAGAAAGCAAGUCAAUUCCUCAAAGGAAUGAACAGACCAUUGUUGAACCUGCAAAGGAAAUGAACUCAAGAGACAAGGGAACGGGCACGGAAGUGGACACAAGAGACAAGGUGAAGGGCACGGAAGUGGGCGUAAGAGAUGAGGUAGUUGACAAGGAAGUGAACGUAAGGAACAAAGUGACGGACAGGGAAGUGCAACUGCAGAUCAGUGAGAACGGUGUGAUGAGUGUACAAAGUUUGGACUUCAAUACGAGCUCAGUGAACGAUGCUCUAGUCACUGCUGAGGUGAACAAAGACAAUGUAGUUUCCGACAAUUCUCUACCGGUGAAGGACAUCCAGCCAGAAACUAUGGAGUUAAUGAAGUCUCUUGAAAAAGCUGUAACGUUAGAUUUUGAUGCUUCAGUUACUACCAGGACUACUGAAAGUAGCACUGUUUUACCUAUCAGUAGUAACGUUAACAAUAACACUGAGAAAAGCAAUCUUUCAGAAAAUGUCAGCCCCUCAGUUGAUUGUAACACUAAGAUGGAAGAGGUUAAAGAAGAAAUAACUGAAGAUAAAAACAAAAUCAGUAUCAGUCAUGACAAGAAUUAUAAUUCACUGGAAUCUGCCAUUCCACCCAUCAAGGUUCCGAACCUGAAUACGAACACUUUUGUUAGCAUUCAGAAGGCAUACCCGGGCAUUGUCAAAGAGGCAACAGCUAUAUCUAAUGUCUCUAAACCGGUCAAAGUGAAAGAAUUAAGAACCGAUACGAAAGAGUAUGAAGCUACUAUGAAACGGUCCUCGGAAAAACAGGAAAUACGGUCCUCGAAUACCUUUAAAUAUAAGCAUUUGAAAUCUCCUGUAAAGCCUUGGAGUCCAACAAUAUCAAGGUCAUCAAUAAUGGCGAUGAAACAAGCGCAAUUGGCUAGUCAAGAAAAGGGUGAACCAUCAGGGAAAACUCAAUCGAACAAGGCACCUAAAUUCUUUAAAAUGCGCAACGUCCCUCGGUUUUUAGGCAAUCCUGCAUCAGGUGUGAAGCCCAUGUAUCAGGUUUUGCCAGGCUCUGAAUUGGGUUCUCAAACGCCCCAGACUAGUGCAGCACAAACCCCCAAACAAAAUAAUGAGAUAACAGUGAUGAAAAUUGAUCCCAAAACUCUCAACCCGAUACCGGUAUCAUCUUCAGGGAAGUCUUCUAAAUCGUCUCCAGCAAAUAAACUUCCUUCCUCGUUUGUUUGCAAUCAGCAAAAGUCAGCUGAAAAUUAUUUACUCAAUUGUAGAGCUUCCAUCCGAAACCCUGUAAGUAAAAGCGGUCACUUUACAACCAAGACAUCCGGCCAGAUACGGUCGAGUUUAACUCCGAAUCCAUUUAUUUUGCCCUCUCCACACUCACCUCACAUGAUGUACAGCGGUUUCCCUCGACCCUUCCCUCCCCUUGAUUCGCCGGGCAGCAGAUUACCUACUGACAACCAGAUUUUUCGAGCAAUGUCCAUGCUUUGUUCACCGAGUGGAGCAUUCCAUCCUUCGCUACCUCCUUCGAUCAGCAUGCUUUUGAAUCCACAUCACCCUCAUCACCGAUCUACUCAGAAUGACAAAUUGAACUUAAAAUAUACUCCGAGUGACUUUCACAAAACCACUCCUCCUCCUCCUCCUAUCACGCCAUCAGUACAAAGGAUUCCUCCGUCUGGUCCAGCAUCGAAACAUCCUUCGCCAGGCUCCCACAGUGCAAGUGGUCUAGAAGAUUCAAAUGGCAUGAUUACGAAUAGUCAAGAACACUUGCAGAAGAAGCACAUGAAGUCGCACAUCGUCAGUAAAGAAUCUGAAGGACAUAAUUCUUCGAUUUCUGGAAGCGAUGACAAAAAGAAUAACACCGUCACUUCCCCUAGUAAGUGUUUAGAUCCUUUACAAAGACAUUUAAGCAAAAGUUCAGUGCCUUUAAGUAACGGUUUGUCCAUUGUUCCAUCUUCAUGUCAUGGAGAUGUUGCCAACAAAACGAGCAGCAGAAGUGUUGACGUUACGAAUGCAUUUAACAAAGACAGUGUAGGAAAAUCAAGUAAUGAACAACGUACAACGAGUGGUUUUAGUAAAAGUAAUAAUUGUUCAUCUGUAAAUUAAGGCGACCUUUCUACACUUUGCACAGUAUUUUUAAGAUUUCAUCGUAAAAGUCUUUCUUAUAUUUAGGUAGUACAGAUUUGUUAUAUAAAUUUUACACAUCGAGAGAUAGAUAUUUACUAAAAAAAAAUCAGUAUAACUGAAUUAGUGCACUUAAUGGAAAUUUAAGAGCUGUAAUAAUACAUUUUCUAUUUAAGGGUUCAAGCUUUUAGCGGUAGACUUAAACACAAGAAGUAACCAAAAUCAAAUUAAAAGGUACUCCAGUAUAUGUCAUAAUUGUUUCAUAUUUAAUGAGUCUGUGGUUUUAAAUCAAACACUUAUAUUUCAAGUGGCUCCUAGAUAUUUUGAUGAUAACUGUAUACAAUUAUUUAUCUAUGAUCUAUGAUGUUAUGAAAUCAGGCUAUUUCCUACCAAGGUAUAUCUCAAUUUCAGAAUUACUAAUUUAUAAAUCAGUAAUCUCAAUCUCAAUGUGGUAGAAGAGGGUCUUGGAUAUUUGUUAUGUAAUUUUUCCAUUUUACACCGCAUUGAAAUAUUUAUAACACAAUUAAAAUUGUGUUUCUCAUGUGUUAAUGUUUAUGGGAAUUAUGGAAUGGAAUCAUUGUUUACCCUUUCAUAUAUGUAUCCUUUGUAUAUUGUAAUAUCACUACAAA